This is a messenger RNA of Topomyia yanbarensis, 1518 nucleotides long. Its product is annotated as muscle-specific protein 20-like. The transcript has 4 exons. The record is from RefSeq and is a predicted model, not a curated record. The coding region runs from base 659 to 1207 and encodes 182 amino acids. Gene Ontology annotation, molecular function: protein binding. Lineage: Eukaryota; Metazoa; Arthropoda; Insecta; Diptera; Culicidae.
GCUCUUCGCUCCGAUCGGUUGGUUCGGGAAAAAAAUCGGUUCGAAGCGUGGCGCGGGAUAGGAGGAAAAACUCAUUCAUGAAGCUGUGUACGCCGUUUUGUCUAUAUAUAUAACAUACGUGGCCCUCCAUCGGUACAGGUAUUCCGUUCUCAUCCUUCGUCCUCGUUAGAUCGCAUCAGGCGUACUAAUUCACGAUCCCUGCAAGUGUGCUGCAAUUAGUGACCAAACCGUAACAAAUCCGCGCGUGUUUGUUCGUGCUUUGUGACAGUUACUUCCACCUACCGCAGUCUCCCUGACCGAAUUCGGUUUGUUACCGAAAAUACGAAGUGUUGUAUACCUGGUUGAUCUAAGCAACCGAAGAGUACAGAUUCACCGGAACCGACUGUGGUAUCGGGCAGGAUAAUCUCAGUGCUAGGCUAACUAAGGAUCGAGUGCCCGUGUGUGUUAUUAUUACAUUGUUUUUGUUGAAUUCAUAGUGACGUGCAAUUUGUGAACCACUUAUCUCCGGGGGGUUGCAAACCUUGGAGCCUUAUUAAAUUAUUAGUACAGUGAUUCCAUAUUGGGGGAAAACGAGUUGCCGUUUUCCUUGUCGAAACCGUAACCCUGUAACGGCCUCACUAUUUUUCUAAUCAACUAUAACAACACGAGCAGCAGCAGAAUGCCGGGACGUCCCCUGUGGCAGGUCGCCGGAAAACGCGACAAAGACCAGGAACGCGAAGCGCAACACUGGAUCGAAACGCUGCUCGGCGAAAAGUUUCCCGCCGGUUUCCUCUACGAGGACUGCCUCCGGGACGGUAUCAUCCUGUGUCGGUUGAUGAAUCGGCUGUCGCCCGGAAUCGUGCCGAAGAUCAACAUCAGCGGUGGCGACUACAAAAUGAUGGACAACAUCAGUCAAUUCCAGAAGGCAUGCAUCAAGUACGGCGUCGCGGAUGUGGACCUGUUCCAGACGACCGACCUGUGGGACAAGAAGAACAUCGCCCUGGUUACGACCACCAUCUUUGCCGUCGGUAGAACGUGCUACCGCCACCCGGAAUUCCGCGGCCCGUACCUUGGUCCGCGCCCGUCGGAGGAAAACCGCCGUGAAUUCACCGAGGAGCAGCUGCGUGCCGGCGAAGGACUCAUCGGACUGCAGGCCGGUUCCAACAAGGGAGCAACCCAGGCCGGGCUGAACUUUGGAGCCACCCGUAAGAUUCUACUGGGCAAGUAGAAUGGCGGUUCGUAUCGCGACAUUCACCCGAUAAGGCUCCUAUUGUCCGUCGUGAGUUCGGCAGCCCGUGGCAUUCGUCAAUGAUGGUGUUUCGCUGAGUUUAUUAUAACUUAUUUAUUUAUUAAACCGACUCGGUUGGUCCGUUUUUUCUUAAUAUUAUAAUUUAUUUGAUCGUACCCAAGCUUAGAUGCGCGAGCAUCGAAGCAGAACGAGUAUUAUUUAGAAACAUCUAAACUAAACCUUUGAUCAGUUUUUUCUCUGUGGAAUCGAUAUUGUAUUCAGUGGAAUAAAGUACAAUAAAACACGUUACA